Molecule: messenger RNA, 870 nt
Organism: Fulmarus glacialis (Northern fulmar)
Lineage: Eukaryota; Metazoa; Chordata; Aves; Procellariiformes; Procellariidae
Gene: CHRND
Product: cholinergic receptor, nicotinic, delta (muscle)
Exons: 6
Biological process (GO): chemical synaptic transmission; regulation of membrane potential; monoatomic ion transmembrane transport
Cellular component (GO): neuron projection; membrane; synapse
Molecular function (GO): neurotransmitter receptor activity; monoatomic ion channel activity; transmembrane signaling receptor activity
Source: RefSeq, a predicted model, not a curated record
GCAGAGAAUGGGGAAUGGGAAAUCAUCCACCGCCCGGCCCGCAAGAACAUCCACCCCGACAACCCCCCCGAGAGCAGCGAGCACCAGGAUAUCACCUUCUACCUCAUCAUCAAGCGCAAGCCGCUCUUCUAUGUCAUCAACAUCAUCACGCCCUGCAUCCUCAUCACCUUCAUGGCCAUCUUUGUCUUCUACCUACCCGCCGACAGUGGUGAGAAGAUGACCCUGGUAAUCUCAGUGCUCCUGGCCCAGUCCGUCUUCCUUCUGCUCAUCUCCCAGCGCCUGCCCGCCACCUCCCAUGCCAUCCCCCUCAUCGGCAAGUGAGUCCUCUUCUUCAUGGUGCUGGUGACAGCUGUGGUGAUAAUCUGUGUCGUGGUCCUCAACUUCCAUUUCCGCACCCCCAGCACCCAUAUCAUGUCCGACUGGGUCAAAGAGGUGAGUGGGGUGCUGGGCUGGGGUGGCCCGCCCGACUACACCGCCAAGGCGGAGGAUUACUUCAGCGUCAAGUCCCGCAGCGAGCUCAUGUUCGAGAAGCAGUCGGAGCGGCACGGGCUGGCCAGCCGUGUCACCCCUGCCCGUUUGGCGCCCGCAGACACGUGCGAGGAGCAGCUCUAUGAGCAUGUAAAACCCGUUGUUGAUGGUGCCAACUUCAUCGUCAAGCACAUGCGGGAGAAAAACAGCUACNCCCAGGAGAAGGAUAACUGGAACCGCGUGGCCCGGACCCUGGACCGCCUCUGCCUCUUCCUCAUCACCCCCACGCUGGUGGUGGGCACCCUCUGGAUCUUCCUCAUGGGCAUCUACAACCACCCUCCGCCGCUGCCCUUCGCCGGAGACCCCUACGACUACCGGGAGGAGAACAAGCACUUCAUCUAG